Molecule: messenger RNA, 3759 nt
Organism: Magnusiomyces paraingens
Lineage: Eukaryota; Fungi; Ascomycota; Dipodascomycetes; Dipodascales; Dipodascaceae
Exons: 3
Coding region: 1-3759 (1252 amino acids)
Biological process (GO): mismatch repair
Cellular component (GO): nucleus; MutSalpha complex
Molecular function (GO): ATP-dependent DNA damage sensor activity; ATP binding; mismatched DNA binding
Source: RefSeq, a predicted model, not a curated record
AUGCCAGCAGCUACCCCUAAAAGCAACCGGGUCAAGCCAGCACCAAAUACGUCAGAAAAGAAAAAGUCAGCUCAAAGUAGUCUUUUAAACUUCUUUUCAAAAACUCCAACUCCUAAAAAAACCUCUAAACUAGCAUCUCCUACUAAAUCAGACAAAAAACAAUCACAAUCAAACUUCAAGGCUCCUUCAGAGCUCACAAAUACCCAGCUUAAUGCAUCGCCACCCAAGGCACUGACUGACAAGCCAAAACUAGAACCCAUCCUAAGCAAGGAAAACAUUCCUAAAAGUCCAUCUAUCGACUCUAUUCCUACUGAUAAUACACUCUAUGACCCUGGAUCUCUGUUAAAUUCUAUAUCCUCAUCUCAGGAGACAGCUCAUAGUCCUACCAAGCGCACACGAAGCAAAGGUAUUUCGUAUGCAGAAUCAAGCGAUGAAGAAGAAGAAGAAAAUCAAAUUGUUUCUCCUACCAAAAGCAAGAGAAGAAAGAUUGCUCUAGAAGAAGCUUCUGAUGACGAAUACCAACCAAAUGCAGAUGCCACAAUCGUCAAUGAAAAUGACAAUGAAAAUGACGACGAUGAUAUGGAUGAUUUUGUGGUUCCAGACGAUGCUUCUGAUGACGACAUGCCACUCAGAUCUAGACGGAAAUCUUCUCCUACCAAGUCACAGCGCCCCAUUUCUACACCAAAAUCUACAAAAUCGACUAGCAAUGCUCUUGAAAAGUUUUCUUCAAGCUCAUCAUAUACUGCUUCUCCAGGAUCCAAUCUUUCAAAAACUCCCAAACGGGAGGAUUCCAAGCCUUCUAAACACUCAACUUUCCAAAAGAAGAAUGAAGAGCGCUACCAAUGGCUCAUUAAUAUCCGUGAUGCUGAUGGUAAUCCUGAAGAUUCCCCAGAAUACGAUCCUCGCACUAUUUUCAUUCCUAAAUCUGCAUGGGCAACAUUUACACCUUUUGAAAAACAGUACUGGGAAGUGAAGUCUAAAAUGUGGAACACUGUGGUUUUUUUCAAAAAGGGCAAAUUCUACGAGCUUUAUGAAAACGAUGCAGAUAUUGCACACAGCACUUUUGACCUAAAGCUUGCAGGUGGUGGCCGCGCUAAUAUGCGUCUUUGCGGUGUUCCUGAAAUGUCAUUUGAUUACUGGGCUUCCGCAUUCAUUGCCAAGGGCUACAAGGUUGCCCGUGUUGACCAGGUUGAAACAGCAUUGGCCAAGGAAAUGCGUGAGUCAUCUGGAAUUGGUCCAUCAAAAAAGGAAGACAAGGUCAUUCGCCGUGAGGUGAGCUUUGUACUUACUGGUGGCACUCUUGUUGACGAAGCCAUGCUUGUUGAUGACAUGUCAACAUAUUGUAUCUCUAUAAAGCAAGACGAAACACGAUUUGCAGUAUGCUUUGUAGACACUGCCACAGGCACUUUCUACACAACCGAGUUUGAAGAUGAUGUUGAUUACACGCACUUUGAGACGCUAAUUGCUCAGACACGACCCCGCGAACUUGUUUUGGAAAAGGGUGUAAUUUCCAUGCGCGCUGUCAAGAUUCUUAAAAACAACACUUCAGUUGGGACUCUUUGGAAUUACUUAAAUCCUGGAGUGGAGUUUUGGGAUUCUGAUACUGCAUUUGAGCAAUUGGUGCGUUCCAAAUAUUUUCCUGCCAAAGAUUUGGAUGAUUUAUCUAAUUAUCCUCCUGUUCUUGAAGAAAUUUGCAAGUCUAAAGAAAAAAGGCUUUCUCUUAGUGCCUUUGGCGCAUUGAUGUGGUACCUUCGUUCGUUAAAGGUUGACGGUAGUAUUAUUUCUCUUGGAAACUUCAAUUCGUACGAAGCCAUUGAGCGCAGUAAAAAAACAAUGGUGUUGGAUGGUCAGUCUUUGCAAAACUUGGAAAUUUUUGCAAAUACAUUUGAUGGCAGCCCUAAGGGUACAUUGUUUUCACUACUCAACCGAUGCAUUACCCCAUUUGGUAAACGAGAGUUACAGCGAUGGGUGUGUCAUCCAUUGAUGCAGGCUGACAAGAUCAAUUCUCGGUUAGAUGCAGUAGAGCUGCUGAUGCAAAAUGGUGAGCUCCGUGAUUUUAUGGAAAGAAAGAUGACGCAGUUACCAGAUUUGGAGCGCUUGCUUUCCCGCGUCCAUGCAGGAAGGUUACAACCAAAGGACUUUUUCCGUGUUGUGGAGGGUUUCCAAAAUAUUGAUGGAUUGAAGGCAGGAAUCAUUGGUAACUUUGGUGAUAUUUUGGAUGAUGAUUCGUCAUCACUUGUUGGACAACUAAUUAGGUCGAUGCCUGAAAUUGAAAAAAUUCUUCCAGAAUGGUCCACGGCUGUGAAUUGGGAAGAAGCUAAAAAAAAUAAUAAGCUUGUACCUGAACGCGGGGUGGAACCUGAGUACGAUGAGUGCCUUGAAGUAAUUGCUGAAAUUGAAGGUCGCUUAAAUACCCAGCUGCGAGAGUACCGCAAGACGUACCGAAGCCAGGAAAUUUGCUAUCGAGACAGUGGUAAAGAAAUUUAUCUAAUUGAAGUCCCGAACAAGGUCAAAGGGAUUCCUAAGAGCUGGCAGCAAAUGGCUGCUACUUCGAAGGUAAAACGAUAUUGGUCGCCUGAGGUCAAGGCCAUGGCACGUGAACUGAUGGAGGCUCAGGAGACCCUGCGAUCUGUGGGGGACAAGGUACAGACACGGCUGUACGCACGUUUUGAUGAAAACUAUACCUCGUGGCUUGGUGCAGUGAAAGUUGUUGGGAGUUUGGACUGCGUGUUAAGCUUGGCAAAGAGCUCCAUGGCCCUUGGGGUGCCGAGCACGCGACCGGAAAUUAUUGAUUACAAGGAUGAGGACUCACGAACAUUUCUUGAGUUUGAGGAGCUGCGGCAUCCAUGUUUUGAUGAGACCAAAAGUGCCUUUGUACCUAAUGAUGUUGCACUUGGUGGUGAACAGGCCAAUCUUGUUUUAUUGACUGGAGCCAAUGCAGCAGGCAAGUCUACAGUUUUACGCAUGACAUGUGUUGCAGUAAUUAUGGCACAGAUUGGAUGCUACGUUCCUGCGUCCAAGGCCCGAUUGACACCGAUUGACCGGAUCAUGACGCGUCUUGGAGCCAAUGACAAUAUUUUUGCAGGCAAGAGUACAUUCUACGUUGAGCUUUCCGAGACAAAACGGAUGUUGACUGAGGCCACGCCACAGACGUUGCUUGUGCUUGAUGAGCUUGGACGUGGUGGAAGUAGUUCUGAUGGGUUUGCCAUUGCAGAGGCUGUGCUUCAUCAUUUGGCAACACAUGUUGGGAGUCUUGGGUUUUUCGCGACGCAUUACAACACACUUUGGGGGUCUGUACGAGGACACCCAGAGGUGAUGUCUAAGCAGAUGGCUAUUUUGGUGGAAGAAGCUUCACGAAAGGUUUCUUUCUUGUACAAGCUUGUUGAUGGUGUAUCUCCAGGAUCCUUUGGCAUGCAUGUUGCGACCAUGUGUGGAAUUGCUAGCGAGAUUGUUGACAAUGCUGAAGAGGCGGCCAAAAAGUAUGAGCACACGAGUCGGAUGCGUAGGUUGAUGGCACUUACUGCUGGUCCAGAUGCAGUGUUACCAUCUUCACAAUCAUCUGAAGAGGGAACCACCAGUAAUAGCAUGUCUCUUGGAGUACAAAGUGAUUUGGACUUUGAAGUUAGACGUGUUUUGGGCAAGUUUGGAGAUGAUGAUGGUAAGAGUGAGCUUAAACUUGCUAGGCUGGGGGAUAUUGCAAGCGAAGUGAGACAGCUUCAUGCACUGAAAACUUUACUUUCUAUUGCUCGAGGUCUUUGA